AUGUCUAGCUGUCAAGUAUGCAACUCUCCACCAGCCAGCUAUCACUUUGGAGCAAUCACUUGUCGAGCAUGUGCCGCAUUCUUUCGAAGAUAUGUGAACACAAAAAAGUCAUUGAUAUACUGCAACUGUUUCAUGAGAAAAGUAGACACAUACUCAUGUAGAUUCUGUCGGAUGGAAAAGUGUAUUGCAGUUGGAAUGCAGAUUUCUCAAGUACAAGGACCACGGGAUCCAAAUAAUCAGCUGAAAAGAAAGAUGAUGGAAAAUCCCUUAAGCUGUGAGGGCCUCUCGAUAGAACACGGAAUCAAGCUCAAGAAUUUAGAACUGAUCAGCCGAGCCUGCAACAACUACCGUAACCUGGAGCUUUCAAGAAAUACAAUAUUCAAUAGAAGUGAAAAUAGAAUCAAUGUUGAAUUAGACCUUCGCGAUUUCGCUUCGGAAAUUAUGCUUGAUGUGAAAUUACAAUACAAAUUCUGUGAGCUUGCAUUCCGAGAAUUCCACAAUCUAACUCCACAAGAUAAGAAAGUCAUAUUUUAUAACUGUUGUAUUCGAUGGAAUAUAUUCGAGCUGUCAAUAUACUCUACUAAAUACAACAACACUACCCAGUUUUACUCUCCUUCCGGUGCUGUCACUAAACCAGUUCGAGAAUUUUAUAAAAGUGAUCCGAGGGUGAAGUUGAGUGGAGAAGAAAUCACAGAAGUUUUCGGUCCUAUUUGGAGGUUUCAUUUUGAAAAAGUGAUAGGUCCAUUGGUUGAAUUGAAAUUAGACGAAGUGGAGAAUAUGGCAUUGUUCGGAUUGUUGCUUUGGGAUCCAGGUUACGCCAAUCUGAGUGUUGAGUUAGCCGAGAGAUGCCAUGCGCUGCGGAAGAUGAUUUUGAGAGAGUUGAAAGUCUAUUAUGAAGAGCAUGAUACAAAUCCAGGAAGAUAUUUUGAGACAUUGGAUUCUUUGAAUUUGAUUGAAAAAUCCGAAGAAAGAUGUCGUCGAGAGAUUGAACUGUGCGGAGUGUACAACAUUGAAAUUGACCAAGAGAGACGGAAUAUGAUCUUAUGGGAGAAGUACUAA
Messenger RNA from Caenorhabditis remanei, 1059 nucleotides. RefSeq lists its product as uncharacterized. The record is from RefSeq and is a predicted model, not a curated record. Gene Ontology annotation, biological process: regulation of DNA-templated transcription. The transcript is spliced from 5 exons. The coding region runs from base 1 to 1059 and encodes 352 amino acids. Lineage: Eukaryota; Metazoa; Nematoda; Chromadorea; Rhabditida; Rhabditidae. Gene Ontology annotation, molecular function: sequence-specific DNA binding; DNA-binding transcription factor activity; zinc ion binding.